Aspergillus affinis is the source of this 1032-nucleotide messenger RNA. RefSeq lists its product as uncharacterized. Lineage: Eukaryota; Fungi; Ascomycota; Eurotiomycetes; Eurotiales; Aspergillaceae. Bases 1 to 1032 code for a protein of 343 amino acids. The transcript has 3 exons. The record is from RefSeq and is a predicted model, not a curated record.
AUGACAAUCUCCAACAGUUUCCGAUCAACAAUAUCCACGACGUUCGUUCUCUUGGGUGGGGUUCUAUUCUCCAAGCAGGUUUCCUCUCUCGCCGUGACAGGAUCCUCCUCAUGCACGGAAACAUGCGGCAGCGGCUUCACCUACUCCACGGACCUCGUCUGCACCGACUCCGCCUUCAACAGUACAUCGAAGGGCCUAAAGCUAAAGAACUGUCUGCUCUGUGAAAGCACCAGCACAGCGUAUAGCUCGCCAACACAGAACGAUAUCUACUGGUUUCUCUUCAACCAGAAAUACAUCCUUCAAGACUGUCUUUUCGAUCGCGAAUCCGACGUCUCGCUCUCUCCAUGUGAAUCUUCCUGUCUACCGCUCAAACCCGUGCUCAAGACACUUUGGUUCCAGAAGGAAUGGGUCCCGCAGUACGAGUACUGCGAUAUGGGCGGCGGCGCGUUGGAGACGUAUGCGGGUGAUUGCGCGGAUUGUUUGAGAGGGAAAACGGGGUCGGUGUUUUUGGGGAAUUUCAUGGAUACUUUGAAUUCAGGAUGUCAGACGAAACCGAACGCAUCAGACGGUGAGACAGUGAAGUUGCGACAAGCGCUCUUCGCUACAGAGACAUCUCUCUCAACAACAACGAGUACCGGCGCAACUGGAACAGCAACAAAACCCACCACGACCUCGACAUCAGCCUCAACUUCUACCUCCACCACAGCCGACGCAUCAUCAACCCCAGCCCAAAACACAAAUACUCAGUCGGAAUCGGAAACAGGAUCAAGCGGCCUCUCCCCCGGCGCAGCAGCAGGAAUCGGCGUCGGAGCCGGAGCAGGCGGCCUAAUCCUGCUCGCAGCGCUAGUCUGGGUAUUUUUCUUGCGACGGCACAAAGCGCAGAACGACGAGAAAUACAUCCCGAAGUGGAAUGAUGAGAGUACGAGUAGUUUGAAACGUGACGGGCCGCCGACGGAGAUGCCGGCGUCCCGGUUUGGUAAUCCGCAAGAUCUAGAGGGGGGCAUGGUGAGGGCUGAGUUACCGGGUUCUUGA